Messenger RNA from Daktulosphaira vitifoliae (grape phylloxera), 2670 nucleotides. Its product is annotated as trichohyalin-like. Bases 1 to 2670 code for a protein of 889 amino acids. The transcript has a single exon. The record is from RefSeq and is a predicted model, not a curated record. NCBI's taxonomy places the organism in Eukaryota, Metazoa, Arthropoda, Insecta, Hemiptera, Phylloxeridae.
AUGAGGAGAAGGAGCUCAGAAGGAUCAGCGAGCUCGUACGUGACAGCGGACACAGACCGAAGCGGAACAAGAAGGUCAUCGACAGAGAGUGGGCAGCAUGCAAGAAGGUUGUCAUCAGUAGCGGAGGAAGACGCGCACUGGGGGCGUGAGAACAGGAGAAACUCGGUUUGGGAAGACGGAAGAGGGUUGAGGAGAUUUGACUCGACCUCUUCAUUCACGAGCGUAUUUACGGACAACAGCGGGAGUACGCAAGGCAGAGUAAUGGAUAGAGGAGAUUACAUAAGGAACAGACGAGAAGACGGAAACAGAGAGGAAGUAAACCGAAGGAUAAGGGAGGAGAACGAGCGCAUACUAAGAGAAAGGGUGCAGAAAUAUGAAAGGAGAAAUGACUAUUCUCAGCCGCCGAGGAAAGGCUGGGGAGGGGAUUACUCCUCGAAUUCAUCUGGGUAUGACUGGAGUAGAAAAAAAGAAGAGUCUAACAGGGAAUACAUGGAACAGGAAAGAAGAAGAAGGGAAUAUCAGGAGAUUGAAGACCAGAGAAGGAGGGAAAACCAAAAGAGAGAGGAUGAGCAGAGAAGCCAAAGGUACUGGCAACCCUCCUGGAAAAGGGAGCAGAGUAAACCAGCGAUGUUUCUCUCAUCCAUUAAAGAGGAGGGGAGCCCCAAGGAAGCGAAAGCGAAAAGGGAAGGUAGCACAAAGGGACAGUCCAACAAUACAACGGAGCUGCCGGCGUAUAAUGAAAGGGAAAUCAAGUGGAAGGAGGAAACAGGAAAAGUGUACCCUAAACUCGAAACGACAAAGGAGAUCAUGGACCUGAAAAGAGGAAAAGUAUACAAGAAGGAAGUCAAGAAGAAGGACUUCGAAUUCAAGGACCUAACAGACUGGAUCGAUGAUGAAGAACCGAAUCUAGAAAGGAACAGAUACAGCAGCAUAUUUUGUAAAAGAAAUCAGACAGGACAAAAGAAAGAAGGGCAGAACCAAAAAGGGAAGGAAACAUCUACAAAAGAAGAUGUGCCGGGAACAAGCGGAGUAGAGGAAAAAGAGAAGGUAAGAUUCUACAGAUUGGAUGAAACUAAGAUUUCGGUGGAGGAGGAGGAAUUCCUUAAUAACACCGAAGGAACGACCUACAGUAGGAAAUUACCGAAGGACAAAGUGGUGAUGUCCAACGUGUCAAGCGAUUCCUUGGGGUCUCAGUUUUACACAUGGGACGACACCAGAGCCACAAGAGAAGAGGACGAAUUUAUUGAGAACCAAAGAAAACAAUCACGGAGGAAUUCAAGGGACUCAGAUUCGGAUGAUGGGUAUACAAUGAAUAGUAUAAAAUCAUUUGGAUCGAGGAGACUGGAGAUAGAGGAGGACAUAAUGUAUGAAGGGUCUAUUGAUGAAUACGUGGUGGGUGAACCAAGAGGUCACUCCACGGGAAGGAUUAAAUCAGAGGAUGGACCCCUAAGAUUAAAAGGAGGUACGAAAGAUCAGACAAUUAACCUUGAGAUAGAGGAAGAAAUGAGCACAGAUACUGACACGACAACGACCUCGAAGAAGAGGAAGCAGAGCGAUGGAGGAAAGGAAGGCACGAAGACAGGAAACCUAAAGGCAAAGGAAAUAAUAGGAGAGCUAGAGAAAAUCGUAAUAACAGAGACAAGGGCAAAGAAAGUAAGUGUAGCCACGAUAAAUGCGCUAAACAUGAUAAAGAUCAACAUGGAUGGAGUACUCAACAACAUGGCAAUGGAAAACGCCAUGCUUUGGGGAAGACUACAGCAAGCGAAAGAGCACGAGACGGAGACAAGAAAACAGAUAGAGGAGCUAAGGGUACAACUGGAGGAUACCAAGAAGAGGAGGGUAGCCUUCAGAAUGGAAGAAUCGAAGACCUCGAAUGAGUCACUGGAUACGGCCUUCAGGGAGGCAACCUCCGCGACGUCAGGGAAAACGACGGACUCGGAGGAGCAAGUUAAGAGGAGGAGGAAUAGGAGGAAAAGAAAGGAUACUCCGAAUACCUCUAGAGUAGUGGAUACUACGUCGGAGAGCGAGGGAGAGUUCAUUGAGGUAAUAAGGAGAAAGAAACCAGCAAGAAGGGAAGUAAGGGAAAAACUGAGGGAUAAAGAAGUCCCUUUACAAUACGUAUUUCCGAAGGAAAGACAGGCCACGGCAGCACCCACCAGGUAUCUCUGGACGAAGCUAAGAGAGAAACAGGUGAUACCGAAAGUCAGGAACACGGUGAAGCUUAAUAACGGUGAUCUGGUCAUCACACCUGGUGACGAAAGAACGGCAAAAGCAUUGAGGGAGAUCUCGGAAGAUCUAGGGUGUAUCAGGCAGCGGGACACUGCAUGGCCGAGGGUCAACAUAUACGAUGUUCCGAGGGAAUUGAAUGAAAAUGAGAUUGCGAUGGACCUCAUUAUACAGAAUGAGGAGCUGUCGCAAUACACAGUGGACGAGAUUAGACCGAAAUUCAGAAGAGGGCCACGGAAUGAGGACACAGUAUGGUGGGUAUGUGAGGUUUCACCUCGCGUGUACCAAUCGAUCAAGGCAAUGGCGAAUGGAGCAAGGAGUACUAGACUCUACCUGUCAUUUAACUCAGUGAGGGUGGUGGACUUUGAGAUGUUGACGCAAUGUUUCAAAUGCCACGUAUUUGGCCACACGGCAGCAAAGUGCAGGGCGGAAAAUNAACGGUGA